AUGACUAGAGGAAAAAUAAAGCUCGAGUAUAUAGCCAACGACGCAGAGAGAAGGGCAUCAUUUAAAAAGAGAAAGAAGGGGAUAAUGAACAAAAUGAAUGAACUUUGCACCCUGUGUGAUAUACAGGGUUGCAUUAUAAUAUAUAGUGCCUAUGAACCUCAGCCAACAGUUUGGCCAUCUCCACUUGAUGCUCAGCAAAUUAUUUCCAGAUUUCGGGAACUUCCGGAAAUGGAACAGACCCAGCGACUGUUCAAUCAGGAAUCCUAUACGAUUCAAAGGGUUCAGAAGUCUCAUAAACAAGCCGAAAAGCUUCAAAGGAUUAACAGAUUAACAGACAUGGAGAUUCUGAUGCACCAGUGCGUGGCUGGUUUGUCGAGUCUGCAAAAUGCCCCUCUAAAUUACAUAACUGAAAUGGGACAUUUGGCGGAGCAAAAUAUGCAGGACAUCAUGCCUCGAAUGGAGGAACUGGAAAAGAACCGGGCUACAACAUUACAAAUGGGUGGGACUAGCUCCAGUCCUCCUAGGGAAGAUGCCGCUGGACCCAGCUUUAGGAAUUAA
This is a messenger RNA of Olea europaea var. sylvestris, 558 nucleotides long. Its product is annotated as agamous-like MADS-box protein AGL80. The transcript has a single exon. The coding region runs from base 1 to 558 and encodes 185 amino acids. Lineage: Eukaryota; Viridiplantae; Streptophyta; Magnoliopsida; Lamiales; Oleaceae. Gene Ontology annotation, molecular function: DNA-binding transcription factor activity, RNA polymerase II-specific; protein dimerization activity; RNA polymerase II cis-regulatory region sequence-specific DNA binding. The record is from RefSeq and is a predicted model, not a curated record. Gene Ontology annotation, biological process: positive regulation of transcription by RNA polymerase II.